AUGAAUGACUCCUCACCGAAAACGACUUUUUUUCUGAAUUCCGUUUCAUCAGCACCAAGACGUCCACAGAAGCUCGGAAGUGUUCAAAGCAUAGUUCGCGACGAAUCGGACAAAAAUGCACCGCCUCCAUUUGAAGAAAUCUUUCUGAGUGAUGAUGAGGAAACACCGUCUCAAGCUAAAGUUGUGAGAUGUCAGACUUGUUCAAAAGAUAUCACACAAUGGAUGAAUUCUCGGCGAGACAUCCAUAAAAAAGUGUGCAAGCAAAAACAGCUUGCAAAGGAAACCGAAAAAAGAACUCAGCGAAAAUCGAAAACUCUCACAGAAACUAUAGAAAAAUAUGAUCAAGUAAUCGAAAAACCUUUCUUGGAACCAGAAGAACCUCCAAAGUCUUGGGAAUUAUCGAAGAAUAAUGUCAAAUUCGCCCGGAUCACUGCCGACGACGAGGAAAAUCGAAGACGGAAGCGUCCACGGUCGUUUGCAGUUGUUGAAUUGGCUCCGAAGAAAUGCCAGUGUGAAGUUCUGACCACUUUGCAUUCCCGAUUCGUAGAUGAAUUCCAUUCUAAAUCACUGAACAUUGUCAAUAAAAAAGAGAAAGGAGUUACUGAGCAUGCUUUUCAAAUGAAGAUAAUUAUUGGAAAGGCAAGCUUUUCCGAAUUCCGAUUGUCUCGCUUCGAACAACUCUCAUCAGAUUUGCAGAAAACCCUAGAUGACACAUCUACUCCAACGUUUCCAAUGAUUUCUAUCAAUUCUUCUGAUGGACAUAAUCUCAGAUGUCAUUCAUUAAUUUUGAAACACAGAACUUCCCUUUUAAAAAUACAUCCAAGAAGUGAAAACAUCGAAAUUGCACAACCCAGAGAUGUUUUGAAAACCUGGUUGACAUUUGUAUUCACAGCUAAUAUUGAGUGGAGCAAAGAGGAAAAGGAAGGUGUCAAGGAGUUGGCAAUGAAGUAUGGACCUGUUGGAUUGGAGAACUUGUUAAAAGAAGAAAAAGAUAAAGAAGAGGAAGCAACUGUAAUUGAAGAAAAAGCGCAUGUGAAUAUUGAACUGAAAUCGUCCUCCAACAAUCAAAAAACCACUGAUGAACCUUUGGAGGAAGAUAAAGAAGAGGAAAAUAUUGUGCCAGAAGAAGAUCUGAUUGUAGAGGAGAGCGUAACAAUGGAGCAUGUUGUUGAGCCUAUAGAUUUCUAUGAGACGGAUAAUCCACUAAUUGGAUUCGGAGAAGACAAUGAUUAUGAAGAAGAACCUAUUCAUGAUGCCGAUAUUAUUCUCGACGAUCCUCCCAAUUCAACUGCACAUUCUACUCUACAAAAAUCGAGAGAUAAUUUAACAAUGGAUUCUUUUGAUGAAUGGAGUAAUCAGCCAAACAAUAUUCAAAGUACUUCUUCUCCUCCGAUCACUGUAGUCACACCCGUCCGAAACGCACCGAAACCAAUUUUCGGAUCGCAUAUAAAAAUACUUAAAACGAAUGAUAUAACACCCAUGCCACAGUUUGAUGUCAUGGAUGAGUCCGAGUUGAAGGAACGAAUGAAAGAGAUAGGAAUGCGUCCCAAAGGAAAGAAGGCAAUGAUUCAGAUUUUGAAAAGAGCAUAUACUACAUUACAUCCUGAAGUAUGUGUUGGGACGCCAACCCUUCGGCCGUUAAUUAGAGAUGAAUCAUUGGAAAACGUUGUUGGAAAACAGUCGAAAAAACUUCCGAAAAGAAAAUCUCUAAAUGAGAGAAUAGAAGGUUCACCAAAGAAGAAAAACUCCCCAACGAAACAAAAAGCGUCUACUGUAAGUGAUAUCUGCAAUGAUGUAGGAGAAGACGAUGUUGAUAGUCAAGCGGAUAAAACUUUGAAUAUUUCGAAUGAUGAGCAUGAAUUUGCAAAAGUUUAUUCGGAUAACAUUGGAGAAGAGGAAGAUGACGACGAGGAUUCUGUUGCAACUAGUAGCAGUGAUAAACCAACGGAUCCGAAUAAUUUGAAAAAAUUGUUUUUGAACUGGCUCCGAGAUGAACAGAAUUCUGUACUCUACGAACACAUCCUCUCACUUCAGCCUGUCUCAUUGGAAGAAAUGCUAGUUCGUCUCGAGAAAUCUGAAGGUCCUCUUGGUAGAAUCGGCAAAGGAAAACUUGUGAAGAUUCUGGAGAACUUGAGAAUAACAUAUCAGCUCCCACAGAAACCAGGGCGAGCCCGUGCUGGAGGAUUCAAGCGACGUUUGUAG
Messenger RNA from Caenorhabditis briggsae, 2202 nucleotides. Bases 1 to 2202 code for a protein of 733 amino acids. Lineage: Eukaryota; Metazoa; Nematoda; Chromadorea; Rhabditida; Rhabditidae. Gene Ontology annotation, molecular function: enzyme binding. The transcript has 8 exons. The record is from RefSeq and is a predicted model, not a curated record. Gene Ontology annotation, biological process: meiotic DNA double-strand break processing; resolution of meiotic recombination intermediates; interstrand cross-link repair. Gene Ontology annotation, cellular component: Slx1-Slx4 complex.